Durotheca rogersii is the source of this 2227-nucleotide messenger RNA. RefSeq names its product kinase-like protein. Gene Ontology annotation, molecular function: protein serine/threonine kinase activity; ATP binding. NCBI's taxonomy places the organism in Eukaryota, Fungi, Ascomycota, Sordariomycetes, Xylariales, Xylariaceae. The transcript has a single exon. The coding region runs from base 545 to 2071 and encodes 508 amino acids. The record is from RefSeq and is a predicted model, not a curated record. Gene Ontology annotation, biological process: protein phosphorylation.
AAACAGGACCCCCCCUUCUGAGAGAGGCGCAUUCCGGCGCUACUCACACACCAUUUGUGGGUACACUCCGCUCCACACACUUCACUAAUAUAAUCCCGUGUUAGGCUUUUUACCGUCGCUGACCCUUCCUCUCUUUUUCCCUCCCUUCUUCUUCCUCAACCACCACCAAGUCAUACGGUGAACCCCAUUUUCGACCGCCUCGACUACGAAGAAAGAUCCCCUAGAAAGCUACGCGACUGCCAAUGCAUCCGCAAAACAGCUACGACAAAUUCGCUUCAUUUCUAUUCCACCCCCAGAUGCUCAUCCCACCCCCCCAGUCCACACACCCCGACUACCUUCGCGAAGCCCGCGCUGACGCCGAGCGACGACGUGGCUCUGGCCUCCCUUGAAUCGGGGUGGGCUGAGCAUUGGUCCCUUCUUGAAUUCUGAAUCCCUUAGAUUUUAUUAAUCCGCUAAAAUUACCUACCUACCUACCCGCAACUCGAUCGAAAUAACCAACCGACCCCGAGGGCCGAGUACUCGUCCGCCCCGACCCCGAAACACGAUGCUCCCCCCAGCCGCUCCCGCGCUCACCACCGUGCGUGGUUUCGUGCCCACCCCGAUCGUGUCCGACGACGAGGACUCGAUCCACUGCAAGACCCCGCCUCUCUCCGCUCGCCGCAGCCGCCCAACCCGCCUCGACGAUGUGGUUAGCGCCAACUGCAGCCCCAUCCUGCGCGGCCGCAACUCGCCAGCCGUCAGCGGCAUCGCCAAGCUGCGCAUGCAGCUCGAGCCGCUGAGCCUUAACGACUCUCGCGCCAGCACCAUGAUACGGACUCGUAGCAACAGCCGCCAUCGCUGCCUGAGCACCUCCAACAAUAGCCAGAUCGGCCACAGCGACGACGACGUCUCCGAGAAUGGAUCUACUAGUUACGAGGUUCAGCUGGAGCAUGAUUUUGUCAGCGAGAGCCUGCGCGAGAAGCCCAAGUUCGGCGCCGUCGAGGGCGGCCUGGUGCCGAACCAGAAGAUGCAGGCCGACGACUUCGAACCGCUGCGCUGUCUCGGUAAGGGCACGUACGGCACCGUCCUGCUCGUCAAGCAGCGCGCCACAGGUCGGUUAUAUGCGCAGAAACAGUUUAAGAAAGCAUCCCUCGUAGUACAUAAGAAGCUCGUGGAGCAGACAAAGACGGAGCGGCAGAUUCUCGAGUCUGUCAAUAGGCAUCCCUUCGUCGUGAAGCUGUUCUACGCCUUCCAGGACCACGAGAAGCUGUACUUGAUCCUCGAGUACGGCCAGGGCGGGGAGCUGUUCACCCACCUCAACACCGAAAAGAUGUUCCCCGAGGCAGUUGCCGCCUUCUACAUGGCUGAGAUGGUCCUCGCCCUGUCCCAUCUCCACGACACCCUGGGGGUGGUCUACCGAGACCUGAAGCCCGAGAACUGUCUCCUGGACUCGCUGGGCCACCUGCUGCUGACGGAUUUCGGGCUGUCCAAGGUUGCCGUCGAAGAGGACGCGGGCUGCAAGUCUAUACUCGGCACGGUCGAGUACAUGGCGCCCGAGGUCGUCCAGGGCCAGAAGUACGGCAAGCCUGUCGACUGGUGGUCGCUGGGGGCGCUGGGGUACGACCUCAUGACGGGCAACCCGCCCUUCCGCGGCGGCAACCACGCCAAGAUCCAGCAGAACAUCGUCAAGCAGAAGCUCGUGCUGCCGUACUUCCUGGGCCCCGACGCCAAGGACCUGCUGACCCGCCUGCUGAGGAAGGACCCGGCCAAGCGCCUCGGCUCGAGCAUGCCCCGGGAUCUCCAGAUCAUCAAGAAGCACCGGUUCUUCCGGAAGAUCGACUGGAAGAAGCUCGCGGCGCGAGAGAUGGAGCCGCCGAUCCAGCCGAUGAUCACGGACCCCGAGCUCGCCGAGAACUUCUCGCCCGAGUUCACGGAGCUGUCGCUGAGCCCCGUCGUCAGCCGCAACCCGUGGAACGACCCGUCGCCGAGGGAGGGCCCUUUCAAGGACGACCCAUUUGGCGGCUUCAGCUUCGUGGCUUCGAGCAGCCUACUCGAGAACAACGGGUUCGCAUUCGACGAAAGGUCAGGUUGAUUGAUCUCUCUGGUCCGAUCGAAGAUCACGACCACGGCCGUAUUUACGGUCACAGUCGUGGGUGCGCGUGUGGAGGAAAGUGUUGGGCGAUUUUGGUGUUGAGUUCAUUUCUAGGUAUCUUUACCGCGGGAGUCUUGGCAGGCGAGGACGGCUCGA